Messenger RNA from Condylostylus longicornis, 3443 nucleotides. It is a transcript of the gene Atg1, whose product is annotated as serine/threonine-protein kinase unc-51. Gene Ontology annotation, cellular component: cytoplasm; autophagosome. Gene Ontology annotation, molecular function: ATP binding; protein serine/threonine kinase activity. The transcript is spliced from 11 exons. Gene Ontology annotation, biological process: peptidyl-serine phosphorylation; autophagosome organization; positive regulation of autophagy. Bases 344 to 2749 code for a protein of 801 amino acids. Lineage: Eukaryota; Metazoa; Arthropoda; Insecta; Diptera; Dolichopodidae. The record is from RefSeq and is a predicted model, not a curated record.
AAACUAAAGCCUUUACAAAAAGAACCAGUAGAUACAUAUUAAUUAAGUUAUUGCUUUUCUAUGUUAUAUUGAUUUUGUUGAAAAAAGUUGCACAGAAUUAGAAGAAUGUUUAUGAAGUAAAAGAAAUAAUUUGCGUUUUAAGUUGGAUUUAAUUUUAGUUGUAGUCAAUUUAAUAGUACUAUAAAAACGUCGUUUGAUAAAUAGCAAAUAAAAAAGCAAGACUUUUAAAAAAUUCAAAAUAUUUUUUUGGCACUAAUAUCGACAAAUAUUGUUAUUUCAUAUACAUAUGUGUAAACAAAACGAAGGAUUUAAGAUAUCUGGUAGAUAAUUUAUUACAUGCAAAAUGAACGUUGUUGGAGAUUAUGAGUACAGCACCAAAGACAUGUUGGGACAUGGUGCUUUUGCAGUUGUAUAUAAAGGAAGGCAUCGUAAGAAAUCUAAUUUUCCGGUUGCAAUAAAGUGUAUAACGAAGAAAGGGCUAAUUAAGUCGCAAAAUUUACUUGGCAAGGAAAUAAAAAUUUUGAAAGAAUUGACAGAACUGCACCAUGAAAAUGUUGUUGCAUUGUUGGAUUGCAAAGAAUCUCAAGACUGUGUUAAUCUAGUAAUGGAGUAUUGUAAUGGUGGAGAUCUGGCUGAUUACCUCGGGUUACAAGGAACGCUUAGUGAAGAUACUGUUCGUUUAUUCCUGAUACAAUUAGCUGGUGCUAUGAAGGCGUUGUACACAAAAGGAAUUGUUCACAGGGACUUAAAGCCACAAAACAUUUUGUUGUCCUACAGCCAUGGGAAAAUACUACCGCCUCCUUCAAAAAUAACUUUAAAAAUUGCGGAUUUUGGAUUUGCCAGAUUUCUUCAUGAUGGUGUUAUGGCAGCAACGUUGUGUGGCUCGCCAAUGUAUAUGGCUCCUGAAGUUAUUAUGUCUUUGCAAUACGAUGCAAAAGCCGAUUUAUGGUCACUUGGCACUAUUGUUUACCAAUGUUUGACUGGUAAAGCACCUUUUCACGCUCAGACACCUAAUGAACUAAAGUUUUAUUAUGAACAAAAUUCUAAUUUAGCACCAAAGUUGCCGCUUGGAAUUUCCCCAGAAUUAAGUGAUUUGCUUCUUGGUUUAUUACGAAGGAACGCUAAGGAUAGAAUCUCUUUUGAAUGCUUUUUUAAUCAUAAGUUUUUGCAAAGACCAAAAACACCUCAGUCACCUGCUGAUAUGGUGCCUUCAAUGCAGCACAUAUCCCCACCAAAUGCAACAAGUCCUAUACCACGGAUGCCAGAGAACUUAGAUCCAAUCGAUAACCUUAAUACAAACACAUUAACGAACACUGGAAUUUUAUGCGAAAGUGAAAGAAAUAGCGACCUUAGUAGUCCUGAAGAUUCUGAUGAUUUUGUUUUAGUUCCAAAUAAUAUACCAGAAGAUAAACCCAAUGUUGAGUAUGAAAGAAACUAUGGACGCAAAACGCAUGACUCACAAUCAAGUCCACCAAGACCCAGUUCUUUGCCAAUUUCAGAACCAAAACCUGUUCCAACGCAACAUAGAAGAUUGUCAAAUGCAAUAACCACAUAUACAGAUAACAGCAAAAACUCCAUGGAUGUUUCAAAUUCAUCACCAAAAUCAUCAGCAAAUGUACCUAGGUCGCAACCAAUAAGUGUUAACAAGCGCUCAGAACAUCAUAACAGUAACGGAAGCGAUAUCAAUUCAAUAUCACCACCUUCUGUUCAAUUCGCUAUCGGCACACCUCCAAUUGGGGGCACGGGUGUCAUUAGUAAUAGACGACGUUCAAUUUCAGGUGGAUCACUUUCCGAAACUCCUCCAACAGCCCCUUCCAUAUGGCAAACUAGUCCAAACGCUCAGCAAUCUCCUCUGCGACGUUCUAAUAAUAGUUCGCCAGUUCUACCAACGACACUCACAAAGCUUCCGACUCUAGGAAGCCCUACUCUCUUAUUAGGUGAAAACAAUAACUCAAAUCUUCAGCAUCCUCAUUUAUUAGGACCCAGAGCUAUAACUUUACCUGAACUCGGAGCUAUCGGUGGACUACAUAACUUGCUAGAAACGAGUGAUGGAGGAAGUGCCACGAAAGCAAUACCAUUUCAUGCUCCGGAAUUGUGCGAAGAAACUUUAAUGGGUCGAGAGCAUAAUGAGACCCUUUCAAAAUUAAAUUUUGUAUUAGCAUUAUCUGAUUGUAUACAAGAGGUUGCCGAUUCAAGAUGUGCUCCAUUAUCAGCAUUAAUGUCUGCAGAGGUUAAUAAUGCAACCGAUUCUCAACAAAUUCCACCACAUACUCCAGAGCACUGCAAAAGGGCUGAACGUUUAGUUUUGUUAGUCAGAGCAUUACAGUUAUUAUCAUCAGGACUAAAUUUGGCGUCACAACAACUUAGAAAUGGAAAUUUAAAACCCUCAGCAAAUGUCAAAAAUGCAUUGUUAACUAUGAAUUCAAAAUAUAGAACUAUACUCUACGAAUCUAAAAGGUUAAAUGGUACUGGUUUGCUUCAAAAAGCAAAUGCACUAAAUGCUGAUAAAAUUUUGUAUAAUUAUGCUAUUGAUAUGUGUCAAUCCGCUGCUGUAGAUGAACUUUUCGGAAAUACCAAAAGCUGCUUUGAGCGUUAUAAUACAGCUCAUAUAUUAUUUCAUUCCCUUGCGCAGAAAUGCUGUCACUCACAAGAUAAAUCCUUAUUAUCUAAAUAUAGAGAUGCCGUGGAGAAAAGAUUAAGCAUACUACAGCAACAGGGUUAUAUAUAUGUAACAGAAGAUUCUACAUAAAUUUUUAAACUUUUUGGAGAGUUAUCUACUGCUAUCGAGUGUUAUUUACUUUAUAUAAAUUAUCUUUUUUUAUUUACUCCUGUUUUUUUUAAUUCGAGCGAAAAACAUCUCUAAUGUUUAAUAUGAAUUGUUUAAAAAUAUGUGUAUGUAAAAUAUUGAAGUGUUUGAAGGAAUAGAUUGCGUAAUUGAAUUUAAAAUCAUUGUCAGUCAAUUUGAAAAAAAUUAAAAUUGAAUGAAUAAUAUGACAUAACUAUUCAAAUAAUUAAUACAUACAUUCUGCUAAUUAAAAUAUAUCUUUAUGGCAUAAUGUAUCUAAUACGUUUAUACCUUUAUCUCUUAUAUACGUUUAUACUUUUACUCUAAUAAGUUUUUACUUUUGUAUAAAAUUCGAAACAAAAGGUAAUUUUAUUUUUAUCCGACUUCAUUCUCUAUUAUUUUGUUUUUCUAGUAUACUAUUUUUUGUCAUAAAAUAGUUCAUUUUAUCAAAAAUAUAUACAUACAUAUGCGUGUUAUGACUUAGUGGAAUACAUAUUUGUUUUAAUUAGUUAAUUUGAUAAAUUUUUAAGAAGAUACUAAAAAAUAUAUAAAAAUAUAACAAAGCAAAACAACACAAAUGUUAUUGUAAUAUGUAUGCUUUAAAAUAACAAUAAGAAUAAUUAUACCAUUUAUAAUAAGGAUUGACUUAAUAUAUCCU